Geodia barretti is the source of this 675-nucleotide messenger RNA. The record is from the annotation of a GenBank genome assembly. NCBI's taxonomy places the organism in Eukaryota, Metazoa, Porifera, Demospongiae, Tetractinellida, Geodiidae.
AUGGUCAAGAAAAAGGGAACCGCCCUGCUGAUUGUCUUCACCGACGUCGACAUUGAGAAUGAAGCCGAAUUCAACGCCUGGUACAAUCAGGAACAUGUCCCGGAACGCCUCAGCGCUCCCGGGUUUCUCGACGCAGCCCGUUACGAAGCCCUGCGGGGCGGUCCGCGCUAUUUGGCCGUCUACGAGUUGGAGACCGUCGACGCCCUCCAAACCGAUGAGUAUCUGCGCAUGAGCCGGAAUCCAACGGAGUGGACCAAGCGCAUGUCGCCCAACGCCAUUGGUCGCGGCACCGUACGCAACGUAUGCGCGCAGAUUUAUCCCGAGGAAAGUGAUCCGCACACCUUGGGCAGAGGCAUGGCUCCUGCUUUGCAGAUCGGUCGCAUGGACGUUCCUGUCGACAUCGAGGCCAAGUACAACGAGUACUACGACACUGUCCGCACUCCGGCCAACCUGCAGAUUCCCGGCUGCCUCCACGUUCGCCGCUACCACGCGGUGGAAGGCGGCCCCAAGUACCUUACGAUGUACGAGUUCGAGCACGAAAAGGUGCCGGAAACCCUGGCGUGGGAGAACCAGCGUCGCCAGGACACCAUGCACGAAUACAUCGGCGGCUCCUACGGCCACGCUCCCGGAUCGCCCGGCGUUUACCGGCGUGUCCUGCCGCCCCGGUCUUUCUAG